AAAAUUAACUUAAAUUACUGAAAUUUAAAAGAUACUUUGUACUAUAUUAUUUACAAUAUCAAAAUAUAUUUUUUAUUUCAUAAAAAAAUUAUAAGAAAUUGUAAAAUGCGUUGGCAAAUUUAUUUAGUUUUUGAGUUUUUUUGUGUUAUUUCUUCGUUAUGCAAACCAACACAUAAAGAUACAAUGAAUGAUUCUUUUGAUUUAUUUCAAGAUUACUGCAGAAAAGUACAACCUUUACUAGAACAAGAACUUAAAAAAACGAAAAAUGAUAUUAGAGAAGCUUUAUUCAGAACGAAUAAUGAAAUUUCUAUUCAAGAAAUAAGUACUGAUGAGGGGUAUGAGAUACCUGAAAAAAUAAAGCCAAUGAUUGAGCAAAUUUUCCCAGAUUCAACAGAGAUUUAUUUCAUUAAAGAUAUCUUAAAAAACUUAAAAGAAAUUAAAGACAAGAACACAAAAAAAAUAAUAAAGAAACUGGAAAAAUUCAAUGAAAAUGAAUAUAUAAGCCUUAGAAAUUUUGUACAAAUUUCGACUAAUAAAUAUAUUAAAGUUCCAAAACUAUUGGUGGGUUUAUUCAACAAUUUCCUUAAAAGAUUUCAUUAUUUAGAUACGUCAAACACUGGAUUAAUAUCUAAAAAUGAUUUUUCAAGUGUCUUAGAAGCAGUUCUCAAGAAUAGAGAUAUCAUAAAACAUGUAUUAAAACCUUUUGAAAGUGUAAAAAAUCUGAAUUAUGAUGCAUGGUUAAUGAAAAAAAGAAAAGUAGCAUAUGAAUUGAUUAAUCCACCAAAUAAUAUGAUAGAUGAGUAUGAGGCAGAUGAGUAUGAGACAGAUGAGUCUGACAUAAAUGAAAUUGUGUUACAUGAAGCACCUGACAUGGAUGAGAUUGAGACAGAUGAGUCUGAAAUGGAUGAAUUUAUGUUAGGUGAAGUACCCGAUAUAGAUGAGUUUGACAAAGAUGAGGACGAUAAAGAUGAUGAUAAUUCUUCAAAUUCAUCAUUUCAACAUUUGUUUUCUAAAACUAAAGAAAUUUUUAAGACUUUUAAACUCUAAAAAAUAAUAAUGAAGAAAUAUUAAUAUGAAUUCUUUUUUUUUUUUAUUUUCAUAUUUGCUGCUUAUUUGAAUACUCAGUAAAAAAAGUUGUUUUGUAUUUCAACAUUUUUAUACUUUUGUGGGAGAUUACGUGGCAGAGUAAUACUUAAUUAUAAAAAUAAUAUAAACCGCAGGUCGCCUUCACUCAAUAUUUAAAAAUGUUAAUAACUUCCAAAAUACUUGUUCAUAAUUUACCACGCACCAAUUACAAACCGUUAACAAUUGU
Daktulosphaira vitifoliae (grape phylloxera) is the source of this 1312-nucleotide messenger RNA. RefSeq lists its product as uncharacterized. NCBI's taxonomy places the organism in Eukaryota, Metazoa, Arthropoda, Insecta, Hemiptera, Phylloxeridae. The record is from RefSeq and is a predicted model, not a curated record. The coding region runs from base 106 to 1047 and encodes 313 amino acids. The transcript is spliced from 6 exons.